CUGCAAAGGAUGCCUGAGUGGCUGAGUCUCUGUCUUGCUAGUAGUAGUGAAAUCUUAUCAGUCAACCAGUGGGCGUAACGUUACGAUUCUGAUAUUAAUAACGUAUAUGAUUUAUUUGGAUCUAAAUGAAUGUAUAACUCAUCAGCCGUGUCAACUUGAAGCAGUCCGUCAGUUUAGGUCUAGUGGAUUUAACGAGUAACUCGUGUAAUUCUACUGCAAGGACGGGGUGCAGCUUCAUUCGUCUAAAGGAAAUGCAAACUCGGCUACAACUCUAGGCUGAAAAAGGUGCAAAACAGAAUCACAGAAAUGGAAUGGAACCAACUUCUAUCAGCCCUCUGGAUUCUGGCUUUCCAAGCCGUAGCAACCUCGGGUAAGCUGCCACGGAGCCCUCUAUCAGCUGACAACUACCUGGAAGGGGAUUCAGAUACCUCUGUAAGCUGUCCGUGCGAGGAUGAACUCCUGUGCCUGCCGCUGGAGGAGGCGAGGAGAAGGAAUUCCUCAGCGUCCCACGUCAAGGAGUACUUGAGGAGGUCCGAGAGAAAAGAGGUGUUCGCCUUCGUUCUCAAGUGUGACAUCAACAUCUGGUCAAAGUUCGACUGGACGAGACUGACGACGAUCGCACUGGCUGGGUUUUACGAGGCUGACCUCGUCUGCCACGCUCACCUGAAUGGGGUCAAGGUGGUCAAAUUAGGUGACAUACCCACCAGCGACCUGCCCAACCCAAAAGCUAGGUCAGACUGGGUCAAAUUGCAAGCGAGUGAUGUUGUCCUCAAGUUCCUGGACGGAAUCAACAUAGAUUACGAAGACGCCGUUGCGAGCGGAUCCGCUGAACAGGAUGGGCUGACCGCUUUGGUUAAAGAAACCACAGAAGUUUUUCACCAGGUUCUUCCAGGGUCACAGGUAUCGUUUGACGUAGCCUGGAAUGCAGGGGGCGUAGACGGCCGUUUCUACGACUACAAGGAAAUCGGCAACUAUUCAGACCUUCUCUUUAUCAUGGCCUACGACGAACAGAGCCAAAUCUUCGACCAGCCCUGCAGUGCUAGACCGAAUUCCGGCGUCUACAAGACUUCUGCAGGCAUCAAAUCCUACUUGGACCUCGGAAUCCCUCCUGAGAAACUGAUACUUGGGGUACCUUGGUAUGGCUACAACUACCCAUGUCAGGAACUGCUGCAGGAUGGAACAUGCUUGAUAAAAGAAGUACCUUUUAGAGGAGCCAACUGUAGUGAUGCUGCAGGGAAGGAGUACCCUUACAGCUAUAUGAUUGCGAUGAGGAAGAAGUACCAAGCGCCAUAUCACUGGGACAAGAACACCUUGACACCCUACUAUACGUUCAAGGAUGAAUCAGGCCAGUAUCGCCAGAUGAGAUACGACGAUGCCAGGAGCCUAGUUUACAAGUACGUCUUAGCCGUGGCAUCGGGACUUCGAGGCGUUGGGAUGUGGACAGCUAACUUCUUAGACUACUCUGACUCUUCAACGGCUGUGGAACAGCAGAGCCAGAUGUGGGGACUCCUGCCCUAAGUGACUGACAUUCUGGCCAUUUCCAGCUGUGGAGUUUUUUGCAGCAAAGUCCCAAUUCUGUGAUCUGAAGAGUCUUUCCCUUUUUCAUUGUUAUGUAGAUGUGUUUACAAGUUGGCAAGAAUUGUAGCCAUUGUGGUGAAAAGGUUGUACUAUUACAAAUAAAGAUGUUGCCGAGAGGUGUUGAGGUGUCCACUGGAUGGAAAAUAGACUGAGAUUUCAUGGACAUAGAUGGUUUGGACAUGUGAUGAGAAGUUGGGGGUGGCUUAAGGGGGUGGGAGUGUUAGUCAAAAAGUGAUAAAUAUGGAAGCAGCACCAUGAGCACCAAAUAGGAAAGUCCGGGAAUAGUGCGUGGUAGAAGACUUAGAUCAGAUGGGACCCCAGGCAAGACGUCCACAAGGCAAGAGAUAGCUGAGAGAACUCUAGCAAUUUGCGAUAGAAGCACAAAACAUCCUAAUCACUCAGUUCAUCUAAUAACUUGUCAGAUGAGUGACGGAAUCUUCAACUAGAAAAUUGAGAAGAAAUCGGAUGACAAGCACUGCAAGCAGAGGCAAGAAUGCUGACGAUUAAAGGAAGGUUUUUCCUUUCAUGAGUCAUCCAUCCUUAAACCUCAAGAUAAACAGGAACCCGAAGUGCUAAGUAAGUGCUACGUAAUAAUCACUGAAAAGGAAUUAAUUGAAGUUAACAGGACACUUUAUAACACUUAGAAUUGAGAUAUUGAUAGACUUUUACCCUGAAGCAGAGAAGAAAAUCCCUGUCUCAGCUAAUAUGAAAACAUUAUGGUUGCACUGGAAAAAAAUUAGAAUAAAAAAAGUGAAGUCUUUUGUUUGCAAGCCUUUGUCCACAUGUCAACAACUGUAAUUAUAUUUUUAAUGAAGGGAAUUAGAGGUUUAUUAUCAUGCUGGGAAACAAAUCAUCAUUAAUGUAGUUAUUUAAAGUUGUUAUCAUAUUACACGUGAGUUACGUAUUCUACAGUGUAUGGCUCAAACACUUACAUAGGAAGCUUUCAUGUUAAAGUGGUAUUUUGAAGAUUUGUCUGUACGUCUCGUUUCUGAAACCUUUUCCAUUACACAGUAUUUUAUAGGUGCUCCGCACAAGUAUUAUUUUGUUGUAGUCAAUGUCUGUUUACGUUUUGUAACACAAGUAAUUAUUAAUGUGCCAUCAUAAAAUGAUUUUCUUAAA
Macrobrachium nipponense is the source of this 2697-nucleotide messenger RNA. RefSeq names its product di-N-acetylchitobiase-like. The coding region runs from base 307 to 1518 and encodes 403 amino acids. Lineage: Eukaryota; Metazoa; Arthropoda; Malacostraca; Decapoda; Palaemonidae. The transcript is spliced from 8 exons. Gene Ontology annotation, molecular function: chitin binding; hydrolase activity, hydrolyzing O-glycosyl compounds. Gene Ontology annotation, biological process: oligosaccharide catabolic process. The record is from RefSeq and is a predicted model, not a curated record.